This is a messenger RNA of Cyprinodon tularosa, 1904 nucleotides long. Its product is annotated as transmembrane protein 138-like. The record is from RefSeq and is a predicted model, not a curated record. Bases 401 to 808 code for a protein of 135 amino acids. Lineage: Eukaryota; Metazoa; Chordata; Actinopteri; Cyprinodontiformes; Cyprinodontidae. Gene Ontology annotation, cellular component: cilium. The transcript has 3 exons.
UAUCAGCAAUUUACUCCUCAGGAAUCUGAUGUCUGGCCAGUUCUGAUAUGCAAGUCUACAAGUUGCUCUCAGCUGCAUCUGCAGGAUCUACAGUGAUCAAAACUAACAUGUUGCUCAUUUCCAAACCAAGGCUUGCCUUCCUCUCUGAGAGUGCUUCAGUUCUUCCAAAGUAAACUGAGCUGAUUAAAGAAUCAUGGAAUGAAGCACUAAUGUCACAUAAAACAGACUUUAUCUGCAUUCUACAGAGCAGGACAACCCGAAGGUCUCCCUGAGGCAUCCAGACAGUCACAUCUGCAGAGUCCAGGUGGAUGUUUCUCUGUAGUGGGAUUGAAAGAGUGCUGCAGUAUUGGAUCCGCAGUGGAACCACAAUCCGCGUGGGCACCCUGCCUAUGGGUCGGAGAUGCUUCAUGCCAGCAACUACUCCCUUGUGUUGUUGAUUCAGCUUAGUCUGCUCUCUUUUGACCUAUUUGUCAACUCCUUCAGCGAACUGCUGAGAACUGAACCGGCUGUCCAGUUGGUGCUUUUUAUCAUGCAGGACAUUUGUAUCCUGUUUAACAUGAUCAUCAUUCUGUUGAUGCUGUUCAACACGUACGUGUUCCAGGUUGGCCUGGUCGCUAUCCUGCUGGAGCGGUUCAGAGCCCUGCUAUUGCUCUCUACUCUCUACUUGACCUUCAGUAUCAUACUUCAUUCCUGGCUUAUGAAUCAGCGCUGGCUAAACACAAAAAGAUUCAUUUGGACAGAUGGUCUCCAGGUGCUGUUUGUGUUUCAAAGAUCUGGUGAGAUGCCAAUUUCAUUUAACCUUCUGUAGAGUAUAGAUUUUAUCCAUUUAUUGGGACAGCAUUACAAGAGUAAUGCUGUCCCAAUAAAAAGUACUUGUGCUGCAUGAAGCUUUUGAAAUUUUGUCAUAUUUAAAGUAUUUUAUUAAUAUUUCAUGUGGUAGACCAAGACAAAAUAAUAUCUAUGAAUAGGGUAGAAAAGAAGAAAUUAAAUCUUUAAUUUCAUUUAAAAUUAGACAUUUAAAAAGUUCCUCAGGUGUAAAACCUCUAGAUAGCAUCAAAUGCAACCAGAUGGUGCCAAAGUCACUAAUUGUGCCUGGUAAAAUAAAUAUUAGACAGCUGGACCAUUAACUCUACAAAUGCAUAUAGGACAAGUCGUAGAAGUUCAUUAAUUAAAAAAUAUGUUUCAUAAAAUAGAAGUAGAGGAGGCAGAAUCACUGAACACAUCACAGGUUCAGAGAGGUACUGUAAGAGGUGAAAUCAGUUCAAAUCCAUCAGUACUUCAAACACUAAUCUGCAAUUCAGACUGAAAAACUGUAUUGAAAGGCCCAGAGAAAUUUUAGUCAUAAUCAAGGUGUCACACAAGAGACAAUGACAUGAUGGGCAAAACCAAAAAGGAUAAUUUUCUAAAACCAUUGAAGCCAUAAAUCUACAGGACUAGAUGUUUCCCAGAGGAUCUAAGAGCCGUGACAUCAGACAUGUCUCUGAAAAUGAUGUGCUUACCUGCAUUUCCUGAUUGUGCUCAAAGCCUGCAAGACACUCUCUGUAGAAAAAAAAUUGUUGAAGCCUGAUUACAACAUUUUGGCACACCAAAGUGCUUAGACAACCCAGUCUGGGUUUUGAAAAAAGCGCAAAAACACCAUACCAACACAGACAUUCAGAGGGGAAACCAUCAUGGUAUGCGGUUUGAAGGCUCAUUGAGGGACAGAUGAUUUGAAAAAUAUACUAAGAAAUUAUCGAUAAAAUCUGCUGUCAUCAACCAGGAAGAUGAAGAUGAAACCAGGCACUAUCAGUAGACAAUGAUCUAACCCAGGCAGCCAACUGUACACCACACUUUACUUUUUAAGAAUUGUUUAAACUUCAACAUUAUAUGUUGCUUUUCAGCUUUUAUUUUAUAUCCUCCCCAAA